This is a messenger RNA of Salvia hispanica, 1550 nucleotides long. RefSeq names its product Nucleotide-sugar transporter family protein. The record is from RefSeq and is a predicted model, not a curated record. NCBI's taxonomy places the organism in Eukaryota, Viridiplantae, Streptophyta, Magnoliopsida, Lamiales, Lamiaceae.
AUAUAGAAUCCCAACUCAACUCGUAUGGAUUAUCGUACCGACACUCUCUGGGCCCCACCUACCCUCCAUCCAACAGCUCUCCCUCCUCCUCCCCCUCAAAUCUAAAUCCCCACCUUCCACUCAGAUCCAAGCAACCUCCUCUCUACACACACUACACACACACUACCACUACCUUAUCAGUUAUCCCCCCAGAUUCACAAACAAAGACUACAUUUUUAAUUUUGAAAUUGAAAUGGUGGAAGCCCAGUCAUGGACGACUCGCAGGGGCAGCAACCCCCGCUUCGAGCCUCCCACCCCCGACCAAGUCGUCGACAUCCCCACAACCCCCACCGCCGAGAUCCGGCAGCAGCAAUACCUGAUCUCCCCCUCCGUCAUCACCGCCUCCGCCGUGGCCGCCUGGUACCUCUCCAACAUCGGCGUCCUCCUCCUCAACAAAUACCUUCUCAGCUUCCACGGCUUCCGCUACCCCAUCUUCCUGACCAUGCUCCACAUGCUCUCCUGCGCCGCCUACUCCCUCCUCGCCAUCAAGUGGCUCCACCUGGUCCCCUUCCAGCACAUCCACAGCCGCCGCCAGUUCCUCAAGAUCCUCGCCCUCUCCGCCAUCUUCUCCUUCUCCGUCGUCUGCGGCAACACCUCCCUCCGCUACCUCCCCGUCUCCUUCAACCAGGCCAUCGGCGCCACCACCCCCUUCUUCACCGCCAUCUUCGCCUUCCUCAUCACCUGCCACAAAGAGUCCGCCGAGGUCUACCUCGCCCUCGUCCCCGUCGUCCUCGGCAUCGUCCUCGCCAGCAACAGCGAGCCCCUCUUCCACCUCUUCGGCUUCCUCAUGUGCGUCGGCUCCACCGCCGGCCGAGCCCUCAAAUCAGUCGUCCAAGGCCUCCUCCUCACAUCCGAAGGCGAGAAGCUCCACUCCAUGAAUCUACUCCUCUACAUGGCCCCCAUGGCCGCCGCGAUUUUGCUGCCCUUCACAUUGUACAUAGAAGGGAAUGUGCUCGCAAUCACUGUACAGAAAGGGAGAGAAGACGGAUUCAUGGUGUUCCUCCUCAUCGCCAAUGCCACCGUCGCCUAUUUAGUCAAUUUGACCAAUUUCUUGGUCACCAAAUACACGAGCGCGCUGACGCUGCAGGUGCUGGGGAACGCGAAGGCGGCGGUGGCCGCCGUCGUGUCGGUGCUGAUUUUUAGGAAUCCGGUGACGGUGAUGGGGAUGAUGGGGUUCGCAAUCACGAUAAUGGGAGUGAUUCUUUACAGCGAGGCAAGGAAGAGAUCCAAAAUUACAGCUCAUUGACAGCUGUAAAUUAGAGAUGAGAUUCAUUAUAAUGGCAUGCUUACUUUUUUCAAUUCUUUUGGAUUGAUGAUUUUUGUUUUGGAAUUCAUACAUUAGAUUGAAUUAAUCGUCAUUGGGUUUGGUUAUUUAUUGCUGUUGUAUAGGAAAAGAAUUCCGUUUUUUUGCUCUGCUUUUUGUAUACUGAUUUUUAGUAUAAUGUAAAUGGCGAGGGGCUAAGAGAAUAAAGAUGUCUCUUUUACUUUUCCCUUUGCUAUCAAUUUGUAUC